Messenger RNA from Brassica rapa (field mustard), 862 nucleotides. Its product is annotated as eukaryotic translation initiation factor. Gene Ontology annotation, molecular function: translation initiation factor activity; RNA 7-methylguanosine cap binding. Gene Ontology annotation, biological process: translational initiation. NCBI's taxonomy places the organism in Eukaryota, Viridiplantae, Streptophyta, Magnoliopsida, Brassicales, Brassicaceae. The record is from RefSeq and is a predicted model, not a curated record. Gene Ontology annotation, cellular component: cytoplasm; eukaryotic translation initiation factor 4F complex.
CCUUUUAAGUAACGUUCCAAAAAUCAUUCUCUCUUUUUUUGCGAAGAAGAAUAUGGCGACAGAGGAUGUGAACGAAGCCCUUGCGGCGGCGGAGGUAACGGCGAUAGAAUCGACGGAGAAGCAGCAGCCUCCUCACAAGCUCGAAAGAAAGUGGAGUUUCUGGUUCGAUAACCAAUCGAAACCCAAGCAAGGCGCCGCCUGGGGAGCUUCCCUCCGUAAAGCAUGUACCUUCGAUACCGUCGAAGACUUCUGGGGUUUGCACGAGACUAUCUUCGUUCCCAGCAGAUUGAUACCCAACGCUGACAUUCACAUGUUCAAAGCUGGUGUUGAGCCCAAGUGGGAAGAUCCUGAGUGUGCUAACGGCGGAAAGUGGACUUAUGUUGUUACCAACAACAGGAAGCAAGCUUUAGACAAGGCUUGGCUUGAAACUUUGAUGGCUUUAGUUGGAGAGCAGUUUGAUGAGGCAGAUGAGAUCUGUGGUGUGGUUGCUAGUGUCCGCCCAAAGCAAGACAAGCUCUCCUUGUGGACUAGGACUAAAUCUAAUGAAGCUGUUCUGAUGGGUAUUGGGAAGAAGUGGAAGGAGAUACUUGAUGUCACCGACAAGAUAUCUUUCACUAACCAUGAUGAUGCAAGAAGAAGUCGAUUUAGUGUCUGAAGAGCAGACAAGAGUGUGUUUGAGACUGAUGAAGAUGCAAUAUGCCUAUUCUCUUGCAUUGUUUGAGCGGUUUUUCCUUGUAACUCUACAAAGUUUUGUGUUUCAAUAAAAAUAUUUUUCUUAAUAUUAAGUUCAGUUAUAUAAAUGACUUUGAAAUCAUCAAUUUUGUACACCCUUUUAUCAUUUACUGUUCCUGUUUUAUUCUUA